GCACAUAAUUUCAUUCCAAUAUACUAAAACAUCCGAAAAAAAAUUCAUUCAAUUAAAUAGAACCGAAUUAAUUAAUUAAUUUAAUUAUAUCCAACAACAUGUAUUAAUUCUACAUGUAUUAUAGAAUUGCAAAAUAUUGAAAGAUUACGUAAAGAUUUGAUUAAAUACACGUGUAUUUAAGCAUUAAUAUGUUUAUUUUGCGAAGAUGACUGAAAGAGAGAUUCAUACUUCUUAUAUUUUACCUUUAGUAAUUGUAGUAGUUAUAAUUUGGUUAUUGGUUCGAUGGUUCAAAAAUCGAAAGUUAACAAAAGUGAAAUCAAACUCUUUCUUUCAACUGUAUGGAACUAAAAAAUUUCAAUUAAUUGCUGAUAGAUUUCACUCUAUAGAAGAUGUUAGCGAAGCUAUAAGAGCUGCAGGAUUAGAGUCUUCAAACAUAAUAUUCGGAGUUGACUUUACUAAGAGUAAUGAAUGGCAAGGUAGAAAAACAUUUGAAGGUCGGUGUUUACAUGAUGUAAGCAUUGGUGGAUUGAAUCCAUAUCAACAAGUCAUUCGAAUUCUUGGAAGUGCGAUAGAAAAAUUCGAUGACGACAAUAUUAUACCUUGCUUUGGUUUUGGCGAUGUAACAAGCAGAGAUGUAAGCGUUUUCCCAUUCCGCGAAGAAGGAUAUUGUAGAGGAUUCCAUGAUGCACUAUCAGCCUAUACGCAACUAGCGAAAAGAGUUAAAAUGAGUGGACCGACAAGCUUUGCACCUUUAAUUUACAAAGCUAUAGAUAUCAUACAACAAACUAAGAGUUAUCAUAUCUUGGUAAUUAUUGCCGAUGGGCAAAUGACUUCUGAAGCACCUACAAGAAAAGCUAUAAUCGAUGCUUCGAACUGGCCGUUAUCGAUAAUUUUAAUAGGAGUUGGAGAUGGUCCAUGGGAAGAAAUGGAAAACUACGACGACAGACUACCACAAAGAAAAUUCGAUAACUUUCAGUUUGUUAAUUAUAACAAACUACGAAGUCAAGGAGAAUACUCAGACGCGGCAUUCGCCCUUAACGCUUUGAUGGAAAUUCCUGAUCAAUAUAAGGCUAUCAGAGAGUUGGGUUUGUUAAACUUUUAA
Molecule: messenger RNA, 1102 nt
Organism: Dimorphilus gyrociliatus
Lineage: Eukaryota; Metazoa; Annelida; Polychaeta; Dinophilidae
Source: the annotation of a GenBank genome assembly